This is a messenger RNA of Strongylus vulgaris, 315 nucleotides long. Lineage: Eukaryota; Metazoa; Nematoda; Chromadorea; Rhabditida; Strongylidae. The record is from the annotation of a GenBank genome assembly.
AUGAAGAGCUUUCUACUUGGCCUUCUAUCUGUUUCUGUUCUUGUUGCAGCAGCUGAAGCUCAAAGCGUUGCUGAGGAGGAUAAUGGUCGAGCAAAGCGACUAGCAAUGAUGCCGCAAUUAGGACUUGGGGGCGGAAUGCGACCAGGAUUUGGAGGUGGCAUGAGGCCAGGGUUUGGACAAGGAGGCAUGAGGCCAGGAUUUGGACAAGGAGGCAUGAGGCCAGGAUUUGGACAAGGCGGCAUGAGGCCAGGAUUUGGAGGUGGGCGUCCUGGCCACGGUUUCGAACCAUGGAUGGGAGGAAGAGGAAAAUGGUGA